UUCUGUAAUUCAGAGAUGAUACAAGAGGAGCAUAAAUCGUUUCCCCGCGAAAACUCAAUUCCGCCGUCGCACUCAUCGCCGGGAUGCCAACUAGUUCGGCCGCUGGACACGACGUACCGGCCACCUCCGAUGAAGGGUUCCGGCCUCCAAAAUCGUCAUUGGUUGUAGGCGAUCCCAGCGAUUUUUCUUCUUCCUCCUCCUCCUCCUCUUCCAUUUCUGGUGUGACACAGGCCUUUCAUUUCUCCUCUGGAAACCCCAGAAUCGAGGAGAUCAGAGGUGUCGUUCAUCUAUUCCGAGAUGACGUUUCCUCCUCAUCCUCGACAUCUGCUUCUGCUCUGCCUGUCGAGAGGAAGCCUCUUGUUUGUGUACUUGGAGUGCCAAAUCAUAUGACUUAUGCAGACUUUUGCCAGUUUUGUGGUUCUUUCAUUCAUGAAAUUUUGGAGAUGCGAGUUGUCAGAGGCGAUGGGGUGGAGGAUAGGUACAGUAUAUUAAUAAGAUUUCGAAGUCAGGAUUCAGCCGAUAACUUCUACAAGCAUUUGAAUGAGAGGCGUUACUCAUCGUUGGAGGCAGAAGUUUGUCGCGUGUUUUUCAUGGUUGAUGUUCAGUACACAGCCUCAAUUGAGCAUGCACAUGCAUCCCCCGCAAGUUCAACCGAGCAGCCAACAUGUCCAGUCUGCCUGGAUAGAUUAGACCAAGAGACUAGUGGAAUUCUUACUACUAUCUGCAAUCAUUCCUUCCAUUGUUCGUGCAUAUCAAAAUGGACUGAUUCCUCUUGUCCAGUGUGCCGAUAUUGUCAGCAGCAGCCUGAGCAAUCAGUGUGUUUUAUUUGUCAGACUUCUGAAAACUUGUGGAUUUGUGUUAUCUGUGGCUUUGUUGGCUGUGGCAAGUAUAAAGAAGGGCAUGCUAUAGUACAUUGGAAAGAAACACAACACUGUUAUUCUCUUGAGUUAGAAACUCAACGCGUAUGGGAUUAUGCAGGAGAUAAUUAUGUCCAUCGUUUGAUCCAAUCCAAAACGGAUGGGAAAUUGGUUGAGUUGAAUUCAUAUUGUGCUCAUGCUAAUGACGGGUGCAUGAGUUGUGGUGGUGUAGAUGCUGCAACUAGUGAGGCUCUUUUGAACAGUAGAGUUGAACUUAUUGUCAAUGAAUACAAUGAACUGCUUACCGGUCAACUCGAAAACCAAAAACUAUAUUUUGAGUCGCUGCUACUAGAAGUCAAAGAAGAAACUGAAAGAGAAAUAUCUAGAGCUAUUGAGAAGACCAUCAAUCAAAAACUGCAGAAGAUGCAAGCUAAGCUGGAUAAGUGCAUCAAGGAGAAAAAAUUUAUAGAUGAUUUGAAUGAGAAUCUCUUGAAAAAUCAGGAGAUAUGGAAAACAAAGAUCCUUGAAAUGGAAGAAAGGGAAAAAAAGACUUCAGAAGCGAAGGACAACAAAAUACAGGCUUUAGAAGGGCAGCUUGGAGAACUAAUGGCAUACCUAGAAACUGGUCAGCAGAUGGAGGAGCUAUCAGUAUCAAGUGAGUCCAGAGAUGCCAGCAUUCUGCCAAUAUCAGCAGAGACAUCUUCUAAGAACAGUGGCAAAGGAAGCUCCAAGUCCAACAUCAAGAAAAGAAGCUAAGUUUGAUCAUCGACGUCGCCACGGUCUGUCUAUUCCAACUUUAUUUUUCGCCUGUCUAUUCCAACUCUAUUUUUUGCCGUAUCUUACACAUACGAACAUGAAUUUGACUGUCUUCAGUAAGCAAUUAAGGCAUUGUAAAUGAAGAAAGAAAUACUUUUGCACCAAUAAAGAGCCUUAUUACUUGUUUGUGCUGAGU
Molecule: messenger RNA, 1809 nt
Organism: Cucurbita moschata (crookneck pumpkin)
Lineage: Eukaryota; Viridiplantae; Streptophyta; Magnoliopsida; Cucurbitales; Cucurbitaceae
Product: BRCA1-associated protein
Exons: 12
Coding region: 84-1613 (509 amino acids)
Biological process (GO): Ras protein signal transduction; protein ubiquitination
Cellular component (GO): cytoplasm
Molecular function (GO): ubiquitin protein ligase activity; zinc ion binding
Source: RefSeq, a predicted model, not a curated record